AUGAGUGAUGACGAUGAGUAUGCAUGGAAACUGUUCGAACCGAGUAAGAAUAGUUCUAAAACGACUACUACUACUACUACUACUGAUACUGGAAUCGGUAUGUGUUCAGUGGGCAGUACAGCGAAACAAUUUUCGGAUUCAACUGAAGCUGUAAUUCUUGAUGCUAUCCAACUGAAUAUUCGAUUAAAACAUAGCUCUGCACAUUUGCAAGCAUUUGUCGAUGAACUCAUGCGACCAAACGAACAUAUUCGUUGCAGCGAAAAUGGCCAAUGUGUUUCAGUACUUCAUCAAUAUGCACUCAUAUCAACUCGUGGACCGAUCGAUAUGAGCAAUCAAAGUGCACGCACAAUAUAUAGGCCUAAUUUGUUCAUUCGAAAAAAUGAUGCUUUCGGACCGUGGAAUUUCAAUUAUUUGCUUAAUCUUCUUGAAAUCGACUAUCAAUGUAAUGAGCCCAAUCGAAGUGAAUUUCCAAAAGUGUGGAAAACAAGUCCAACGACUAAAGUUCAAGUGCAUCGAGAAGAAAUGAAAAUGAAAGAUGUAUCAACAAAUACUGCAAGCAACGAUAAUGACGUCACUCUUGAUGAUCUUCUCAAAAAGAUCUGUCGACAAAACAACUGUGAUGAAGGAGAAGCAAUUCUUUGGAAAAAAGCUUUAAAAGGUAUGAACUUAUUUAUAAUCAACUACAAGUGA
Molecule: messenger RNA, 690 nt
Organism: Rotaria sp. Silwood1
Lineage: Eukaryota; Metazoa; Rotifera; Eurotatoria; Philodinida; Philodinidae
Source: the annotation of a GenBank genome assembly